AUGAGAGCCAGGAGUGAGAUGCCGCUGGCCAUCGUCGCCCCGGGUCUCAACUCCAAGAGGAAGAAGAAGAGGAGGAAGAAGAAGAAGGCCGUGUGUGGCUACAUUCGCGUGGAUCUCUCGUGCUGCCGCUAUCAAAUCCUUCGCAUCGUGCUGCGAAAGCUGGGCUGGGAGGUGACCACCGAUGAUAGCAAGCCAUGGCAUCUCAUCUGGACAGGUGAUCUAGAGCUAGCUCCAUCUUUUUCUUUGCGAAACUCAUCUCACGCUCGUUUUCUUCUUUCUUGGAAGAACAGAUUGUUCGAUCGGUCCCGACAAGCUCAUGAUGCUCAAGCGCGGCCAGAAGAUCAACCAUUUCGUGGGAAUGCUGGAGAUUUGCCGCAAGAAGGCGCUGGCUCGCAACCUCUCCAUGAUGCGCAAGGCCGAGGCGUUGUUCUCGUCCAAACUUCCGAGGAGGUGAAGAACGCCAUGAAAGGUCUGCAUGGAGCAAACUUCGUGGCACAGAAGUACCUCACCAAGCCGAUGCUGCUCAAUGGCUACAAGUUUGAUUUGCGGAUUUACGUGUUGAUACUGUCGUGCAAUCCACUGCGACUUUACUUGUACAGAGAAGGCUUGGCUCGAUUUUGCACGGAGAAGUACAUGAAGCCCGACCACAAGAACAUCAAAGUGAGCCGGAUGCACCUCACGAACUACUCGCUCAACAAGUACAGCUCCAAGUUUGAGUUUAACAGCAGUACCACCGAAGUGAACAAAGGUAGCAAGUGGACACUCACUGCGUUGUUCAAGGCUUUGGCAGCGGAGGGCUUUGACACCAAUCAGCUCUACGCACAGAUCAAAAGGAUGCUACAAGACGUGCCUCAACGAGGACGACAAUGGACGCUCGUGUUUUGA
Selaginella moellendorffii is the source of this 885-nucleotide messenger RNA. RefSeq names its product tubulin polyglutamylase TTLL7. Gene Ontology annotation, cellular component: cilium. Gene Ontology annotation, molecular function: tubulin-glutamic acid ligase activity; tubulin binding. The transcript is spliced from 4 exons. NCBI's taxonomy places the organism in Eukaryota, Viridiplantae, Streptophyta, Lycopodiopsida, Selaginellales, Selaginellaceae. The coding region runs from base 1 to 885 and encodes 294 amino acids. The record is from RefSeq and is a predicted model, not a curated record. Gene Ontology annotation, biological process: microtubule cytoskeleton organization; protein polyglutamylation.